This is a messenger RNA of Cajanus cajan (pigeon pea), 453 nucleotides long. Lineage: Eukaryota; Viridiplantae; Streptophyta; Magnoliopsida; Fabales; Fabaceae. The record is from RefSeq and is a predicted model, not a curated record.
AUGUCUCCUUAUCGGGUUGUCAUUGGCAAAGCAUGUCAUCUUCCUGUGGAGAUAGAGCACCAAGCCUACUGGGCUGUGAAGCCCUGCAACUUCUCUAUUGAUCAGGCUGGAGAGGAAAGAAAGUUGCAACUGAGUGAUCUUGAUGAGAUCCACCUUGAAGCCGAGGAGAACUCUAAGUUAUACAAGGAGAAAACCAAGAAGUUCCAUGACAGCUUGAUAGCUAGGAAGGACUUCGUGGUUGGCCAGAAAGUUCUCUUGGACAAUUCUUGGCUCGGACUCAUGGGUGGUAAGUUACGUUCUAAGGGGAUUGGACCCUUUGUUUUUUCUAUUGUUUUUCCUUUUGGUACAGUUGAGGUCAAAAGUGAAUCCACAGACAGGAGCUUCAAAGUUAAUGGGCACCGUCUGAAGCCUUUCCUCAGCAAUCCAUCCCUGUUGAAUGUAGUUGAAGAGUAG